UGGGAGGAGCUGCUCUCUCAUUCUCAAGUCUUCAACAGUGCUCAAGCGCAGACUACAAAAGACGUAUUCCGUCUGAGCAGUUGUCGAACAUAAGAGUCUUGCUUUGAACUUUAAACAGAAAAUGGAUUAUGUCUAAUAUGUCUCUUUAACGCGUAUUCAAACAACCGCUCUUCUGUGUGCAGAUGAUUUUAUCUGGAAGUCUUGAAGAGCCGCGAAGACGGAGCCGCGAUGUGAUCAUUUCCAUCCAAAAAUGGUAAGAGAAGUAUUGAACAGAGCGAGCUGGAAAACGUGUCGGACAGUAAUGCAGUCUUAAUGGGUAUAAAGUCAGUCUCGAUGAAAAUCUGAAACGGAGGACGAAAGUGUUUUUCUCAUAUGGAGCGACACAGCAGUCUCGUUUCCAUGUGGCUUCAGCUCGAGUUUUGCGCGAUGGCUGUUCUCCUCACUAAAGGAGAAAUAAGAUGUUAUUGCGAUGCUCCCCACUGCGUGGCUACUGGUUACAUGUGCAAAUCGGAGCUGAACUCCUGCUUUACACGCAUCUUAGACCCUCAAAGCACCAAGUCUCCUCUCACUCAUGGGUGUUACGACACUCUCCUGAACUCAGGAAACAUUUGCCAUCCAGAGUCAACCUAUGAUACCAUCCAUGGACCUGCUACACUUCAGUGUUGCCAUGACGAUAUGUGCAAUUACAGAGGCCUGCAAGAUCUCUUGUACAGAGGAGAAGAAAGUCAUGACAGAAGAAGUCAACAUCAAACUGAAGGCAGUCGACACGUGGUAGCACGACUCCAGGAAAUCCCAUCCUCCAAGGAGGUAUGGUUCCGUGCUGCGGUCAUCACCGUACCCAUCGCUGGUGGCCUCAUCUUGGUCCUCCUCAUCAUGUUGGCCUUGCGCAUGCUCCGUAGCGAAAACCGCAAACUGCGACAGCAGCGGCGAGAGAUGCUCUCCCGCCUUCACUACAGCUUCCACAGCCAGCACCUCACCAAGGGUCACGUGGCCAAACUGGACCUAGAGUGUAUGGUGCCAGUCGGAGGCCAUGAGAACAGUUGCCUGACCUGCGACAAGGUUCGGCACUCUGACCUUAGUAGCCAGAGACUUCUAUCGUUGGUCCACUGGGGAAAGUAUAGUGGCCGAGGGAAGCUGGAGUUUGUCUGACAUCUUUGGAGUUUGUUAUCCUUCGUCGAUUUGGAAAGGACUCACUGGGAUAAGACUUUUUAUUUUAAUCCUUCUAAAGGAGGUACUGCAAACAAGAAAUAAAAAGAGAACACUUGAAAGCGCUAACCAUAUAUUUGUAACUCUAGAAGCACUUUACUUGAAUAAGAGGCUUGAGGAGAAGAGAGACUGUUUUGAAUUGUAGACCGAAAUGUUGAGCGGCUUCGUGCUGGUAUUAUUUCUUAUCACCGAAGGAUUCCAAAUAAGAUAUUUCUAUUUUGAAAUUUGCACUUUUUGUAUAAAGAGACUAUGGUUGAUUUGCUUUAUUAGUUGUGUUAGACUAGUUGGUUAAAGAUAACCUCUGGUGUGUGUAUUUGCUCUGUUCCAAAACCUAGUGAGCUUCCUACACGGGCAGCGUUUUAAGGCCCCAGCGAGAAGGCUGUUCCAAAAUUAGAAGCAUUUUAUUUCUGCCUUCUUAGAUGCCUUUUUUUAAAUUCAAGCAAUGUCAAUUUUAAAUAUACUUUAUCGAAAAGUAUCGAUAAAAAUAGCUUAGCUUAAUUUAAAUUGACCAAAUUUGACCAAAUAUAUAUAUAUAUAUUAUUAUUAUUAUUAUUAUUAUGCUAAUGAGAAUAUCACAGUGUUAGCAAUAUGCUAUCAUCAACAUCUACUGGAAUAAAUUAUUAGUUGAGUCUCCAAUGAGUUUUGAGUGAGAAGCAAUAUUUGUACUACACACAACAUUGCUGCGAAGGUCAUUCCAAAUCAUCCUCUUAUAAUCAUGCUGCCUUAAGAGCCGUUCACACGGAACAUGUUUUUUUGUGUGCGUCUACUUUCUUUUUCCAUUUUUUUUCUUGGUAAACAUGCACUAGAUGGAAAUUUUUGCAUCACUUAAUGUGCAAUUACCUUCUCCGGUGGUGCAAGCAACAUUUCCCCUCUAAGGUUGCAUUUUACUCCACUGACGGUUAGGUUUAAGGUUGGGGUUUGGAGGUACUGUUACUAAAACAUACAUUCCUCUUACUUUAUUACAUUUACGGUUAAUAACAACUCGCUUGUGGCGUCCCUCUGUGGACAUUUCACCCAUAAACUGAAGCACAGAAAGAGUUUAGCACAAGAAAUAUCCAACUACUGUUUCCAAAUUCACAGUUCGGCUGUGUCUAGCUUUUUUUGCACAAGAUUGCAUUCGGUCUGAACAGCCCUUUAUAGGCAGUAGCCAGCGAGGCAGCUCUCUAUGUUUUGGACCAGGGCUGUUGUUUGAUAUUUCAGUGUUAAUAUUCACCAGUCACCUUUGAUCUGCUUAGAUUUUGCUCACUGUACAGAUCUUUCAUUGUACAUUUUACAUGUUCAACAAGGCAUCGCUUUAGUAGUGUCAUUUUUGCUGUCAAAACUCUUGAUUCUAUAAUGCUCUUAUUCACCGAGUGUUUGGCGCCACAUUGGGUUGUACUGUGAGGCUGAGUUUCAUACGAUAUUGACAAGCUCAUUAUCCCCAGAGGGAGAAGUCUUGGCUAAUGCCUCAUUGUGUCAACACGUACACAGUUGCAACCGCUUGACUGAGACAUUGGAAUCAUUAGCAGCAUGAGGGCAUGGGAGUGUAGUGUGGUAGCUAUUACAAUCAUGUCUUCUUUUACAGUAGCACUACACUUUUGACUGACUCUCCCUGGAAACUCUUCCCCAGGCCACAGUCACUCAGUCAGCCUCAAACUCUUUCACACCGCUGCUGGAAUUCUUUGGAAAAUAAGUCAGAUGGGAAAUGAUCCUCUAUGUAAACUUAGCCUCUCACACUACUUAUUGUUAAUUCCACUGUACUGAAGGAAGGUGUGGUUGACAGUGGAGCUAGACGGUCUGUUUGUACUCCUUAAUUUUGCUGCAUUGCAAACACAAAGUGAAGUGAGUCCUAAAAUCCCCUUAAAAAUAAUCUCUAAUCAUAGCAUAGAAUGUCUCUUUAACCAUAGGCUUUAUUUUGUCAGUGUAGAUCUUAAAGCUGAAAUGUGUUUAAAUACAAUCAAAGCAUAAUAUGCAGACGACUAGAAGAAGUUUGAUUACCCUGAAAAUUGUAAACACUGGCUCUGUGGUGCUAUCAAAAAAUUGCUCUGUUUUAGUAUCUUUACCAGCCUGGCACAGCAACAUUGACUCAAGCAGUGGCUUGAGUUUGGGUUGGGACUAUCCCUUUGUCUGGAAACCUGUUUGAAAACAGUCAUUAUUUUUGCAUUUCCACUUGGUGCCAUUAGUGGCGCUAAAAUUGCUCAUUUCAGCUUUAAACACUGUUGUUUGUUUCCUCACAAAGCAGUUUUUAUACUAGGAGGUAAUACAGGAAAUGCUCUCAGAGGAAAAAACAUGUACUGUCAUUUUACAAAUAGUUCACUUUGGGAUACUGAGUCUUAACUGUCUCUUUCAUAUGCUUCCUCUCAAAUUUGUCCCCUGUACACUUUCCAAAUAAUUGCAGCCCUGCACACUAAGCCUCUGGCUCAAUGCACAAGAAGUUAACAGUUAUUGUUGGCCAUUGGAGGAGAAUGCAAGCUUUACUGCAGUGAAUUGGAUAAAAGUCAUGUUCUUCUGACAGUAAUAACAGGGAACUUCUUCCCUGGCCCACAUAUAUUUUAAAACAUAAACUCUGAAAUGGUUUAAUUUGCAUUUUUGCAGAGGUUAACAUCAGGCUAGAGAAAAAGAACCACUCUUUUCUUUCGCCUUGUAGGGCUUUUGAGGGUGCUGCUUAUUCCAGAAGAUAUUUCAAUGUGUUUGACAAACCCUGCACUGGUGCUGCAAAAUACAUCUGUGGUUAUAACAUACUGUGAAGCAUGUUUAUGGAUUGGUAAUCAUUAUUGGGUCAUAAGAGGGUCUCAUGAUUGUCCGGAUUGCAGUAUUUGGAAUUUGUCUGAAUCCAUUAAAUCAUAUUUGGAUGUAUUUAUGAACCUCUCCAUUGGAAUCACAAAUGUUUAUGAGCUGUUAACAAUAACCAUCAGCAUGUUUCAUACAUACAGUACACUCUCGUCCUCUGAAGUGCUGUUAAUAUUUGCCUGCUCAAACAUGUCAGAUAAUAUCAGUGUUUAAUGAGAGUCUUAGAAACUGGAGGGAAUCCAGUGUCCCUGCAGUCAAAUAAAACAUGUUAAAGAAGAAGAAAAAACCCUGCAAAACCCAUCAAAUUAGCUUAAUAAAAAAAUAUGACCAGGGUCAGUGUUCUAGCUCUCUCAAAAUAGGUCUGACCUAUAUGGUUUCAUCUUUUUUUUUGCAUUGUACAGCAUUAAAUGAAAAGGAGUUUCUAAGUUGUGUGUCUAAAGAGGGAAGGUGUCGCAUUUGCGGGUGUUUCAGAAAUGCCUUAUGCUUUCAACCUUUCAAGACUCCCUCAAAUCCAAGGCCGGUUCAGAACAUGAUCAGCAGAGCGAGUGUGCACUUUGAACUUGCAGUGUGAGGAAUGUGGAUUAAUGCAUGAGCGCAUAGCAAGUCUUCUCUUCAAGGGCACAUGGGACAUAUUCUCACCCAUGACAGCUGAAAUACAGACAUGUAGAAUAAGGGAGAAUGAGAACAGCCACACUGAGAUACAGGCAGGGGUGUAGAUUCUGGGGGGAUGGGGGGAGGUAACCAAUAAUCAAAACAAACAAGUACCGCACCCCCCCCCCCCCCCCCCCACACACACACACACACACAUUAUUUAAACCAUGAUUAAUGGAAACAUGCAAAUGCUUCAUGCUGCAACCCCCCCCAGUGUUCAAGCCAAAUCUACACCUUUGGAUACAGUUGUUAUGUUUAUCAGUUGAAUUGUUAAAACAUUUGAUCAAGUUAGACAUAAAAGGGUACAAUUUCCUAUGCAUUUAAGUCGCUUUGGAUACAAGCAUCUGCUAAAUUAAUAAAUGUAAAUGUAAUAGUUUUCACUUUGUAUAUUAAAAGUUACAAUUGUAUCAGCCAUUUCGGGUCUUUGAAAAAAGAUGCUAAAACUAUUUGUCCAAAGCAAAAAAUUUAAAUGAUGAAAAAGUCCAUGAAAAUUAUAUUUUACUUGUUGAUUUUAGAUCAUAAUAAGUCUUAAAUUAUCAAAUUUUUUUGCUCUUUAUUUAAAGUUAUGGUUCACCAUCAUUAUUAUCACUUAUUCACCUUCAUGUCAUUCUGAAAUUACAUUGCUUUUUUUCUUAUGCAGAAUACAAAGAUGUUUUCAUAAAUAUCCUGGUCUGUCUUUCAAUGCAACAGCAGUGGGUAGUGAUUCACUUUUAA
Myxocyprinus asiaticus (Chinese sucker) is the source of this 5340-nucleotide messenger RNA. RefSeq names its product BMP and activin membrane-bound inhibitor homolog. The transcript has 3 exons. Gene Ontology annotation, molecular function: frizzled binding. Gene Ontology annotation, biological process: positive regulation of canonical Wnt signaling pathway; negative regulation of transforming growth factor beta receptor signaling pathway; transforming growth factor beta receptor signaling pathway. The coding region runs from base 373 to 1149 and encodes 258 amino acids. The record is from RefSeq and is a predicted model, not a curated record. Lineage: Eukaryota; Metazoa; Chordata; Actinopteri; Cypriniformes; Catostomidae.